Messenger RNA from Magallana angulata, 3207 nucleotides. Its product is annotated as centrosomal protein 43-like. Gene Ontology annotation, molecular function: calcium ion binding; protein binding. Lineage: Eukaryota; Metazoa; Mollusca; Bivalvia; Ostreida; Ostreidae. Gene Ontology annotation, cellular component: centrosome. The record is from RefSeq and is a predicted model, not a curated record. Gene Ontology annotation, biological process: microtubule anchoring. Bases 118 to 1536 code for a protein of 472 amino acids. The transcript has 17 exons.
AGUUGGGAUAAACCCCGUAAAUUUCAGUAAAAUGUGUUAUGGGUUAACAAAUGGGGCGAUUUAAGUACACACCUCAAUAGUAAACAUGCGCACAAAGCAUAACCAUAAUAAACAAUCAUGUCGGCGGACGAGGAUACUGAACUGAGAGAUCUUGUGGCUCAAACACUUGAGGCAAAUGGUGUACUGGGUAAAAUAAGGGCACAGCUUCGAGCUAGUGUAUUCCUUGCACUGGAGGAACAAGAACAAAGUCAGGGAAAUACCAAUCCUUCGUUGAAACAAUAUUUAAGCACAAAGGAGGGUCAAGCGGUAGCAGGACUUGUCCGAGAAUUCCUGGAAUUUUUCAACUUAGACUACACCUUAGCUGUAUUUGAACCAGAAGCUGGUUUGGGUCCUGACAAUGGAAGCAGGCAGCAGUUAGCCAGGGAGUUAAAUAUUGUGGAGUCAGAUGGUCCCCCUAAAGGACCCCUUCUGGGCGUGGUUGUUUCAGGAAACACAAUAUCUCAAACAAAAAUCUCAGAGGAUCUUACCCCUGCACAAAUUUCAGCAGCAAAACAGAAAUUUAACUAUUAUGAUAAGGAUCACAGUGGUGGUAUAGACAAAAAUGAGUUGAGGGAUCUCUUUAUUGACAUCUGUCCUGGAUUUAAUGUGAAUAUGAUAGAAAGAUAUGUGAACGAAGAAUUCAAAGUAGCAGAUACCGAUUUCAGUAGCUCAAAGUCUGGGGCUUUGCGCAUAGAUUUUGACGAGUUCUUAAAGAUGUACAAGAGACUCUUCAUACAGUGUCGGACGGUCAUCUCUGGAGAUGUGUCAGACCUGGUUAAUUCUCACAAGACAAACGAAAGAAAGGAGUUUGUGGAAGCCAAAAAUCAACGAAAUCUCCAGUCCAGUCUGAAAGAUCAGCGUAAAAAGCCAAACGCCGAGGUGGAUUUACUUGGUGGAAGCGACGUGGAAGAGGAUCCUUUCUUUGAUGAUCCUGUUCCACCUAGUGGAGGAUUGAAAGGAUUAGGAACUAUGGCAGAGACCUCGCUGGACAGUCGCAGGGGCAUGGGUGCCAGGCCAUCCCAAAUCCCAGUGUACUCGCCUCUCCGCAGUGCCAACAGCAGCGUGAGCAGUGACAGCGGGAAAGACGGCAAGCCCUCCUUAAACGGGUCAGGUCAAGGUCACAGUCUCCAGUCCUCUCUCUCAGGUCUCCCUAACCUCACCCCCUCCAAAACACGCAAAUCAUUGGAAAGUGAGGAAGAGAAUUUACGAGCCGUGGAUCGAGGAAUGGCCGACUUAGAUGAUGAUUAUGAGGAUGACUUCCAAAGCUCAGGUCGCAGUUUGACAAAGAGUCCACACACCUUCAGUAAAUCGGAGCAGCGGUCGGAACAGAACGGCAGUAUAGCGGAGGAAAUAGACGAGGAAAUCGAGGACAUCUCCAUUGAAGCUGACGACCUCUUGCGGAGCGAAAGGAGUGGGUUUGAUGAUUUGACAACAGACAGAACAAUUUCCCAACAAGACGGUUUCGACUAUGUGGAGGAUCUUCAGUCACCUCGAUGAAAGAACAUUUGGCAAUGCAACAACACGGGUUGUGAUAUUAAUUUAAAAGACAUAUUUAUCUAGUCUAGGUCCUGAAUUACACACAUUUCAAUUAGUUAACCAUCCCUGUCUGCAAGAGGCUGGAUUCUGUGGGGGAAAAAAGUUGCCAAUGAAUAAUUCAAUGCCGAUUGCGGACAGAGAAAAAUGGAGGUUACAUACAUGAGUUGCCAAACUUAAAUUUCUCGGUGGAACAUGAUGGCAAACUUGCCAUUGAACGAGAUUUCAAAAAAUGGGCAAAACCUUUGUGGUUGUUGCUAUACAUUUUAUUUCCUGCCAUUAAAUCAUCUAGCUUUAACAUAUGGAGUAAUUAAUAAAACAUGUUAGAUUUUUUAAUUUGUUACCAAUUUCAUGUACCCUUCUAAAUUUGGUGUAUGUUUUUUUAGAUAGAACUAACAAAAUGAUUGCAUUAUGUUUUUAUAUUUAAUAUGUUGAAUAUAUAUAUAUAUAUAUAUAUAUAUAUAUUUUCGCAAUAUAGUUUGGGUAUUUUUGUCCUGUAAGUAUAUUAGUUGACGUGAAUGUCGGAUAUGAGAAUGCAUGUAGAUUGAUUAAAAACACAUUCUCUGUAUUUCAAAAUUGUUUUGCCAACCCCCAUCUCUUUAUCUCUCUCUGUUCAUAUAAAUUAUCAUUUCACCAGAGUCUGGCCAGUUUUUAUUCUAAUCGAAGAGGUAACAGAAAUAUUUUUUUUACUUUUCCAUUUAUUUAUAAUUUCCAAUCGGAUAUCCAAGAACUGCCACAAAACAAUGAAACAGAUUGUAGAAGUUUUAACUGCCGACGUUGAUCAAAUGAAUUAUUCGCUUUUCUGAACGACAAAAGGAGUGUACCCAAUCUACUUAUUUUGAUAAAACUCCACGUGGAUAUGAAGUUCAGUGUUUUAAUUAUUACUGCAAUGUUGUCAUGCAUUUGUUAAUUAAGCAAUUUUGUUUUUUGUUAAUUGAUUUCAAACACAUCUUUUUGUUUUACUUUGAUUAUUGUAUUUUAUAUAACAAAAAGUUAGAUCAGUCCAAUAUAAUUUAGUUACAUUUUGAUAUUAUUUGAUAAGUUAUAAACACAUAUUUUAUGUUUUUUUAUAUGGUAAAUUAAUGAAGUCAACCCAAUGUACAUGUACCAGAGGCUGGAAUUGAAAGAAUGUCAGAAAUUUAUAGAAUCAACAGUUAUGUCAUUUUACUCAUAUACAUAUAUACAUAUAUAACAUUGUAGAAAGUAAAAAAUUAGAAUCCAAUACCAUUUUCACUUUACAAUAACCAGCAAUAGUGAUACCCUGUUUCUAUAAAGAUUUAUAUUUUUCAUAACCAAAAAAUCGACAUUUUAGGAUAAUCAAAAUUUUUUUACCUGAAAAAAUAAUUUUUUCCUAGUAAAGGCAUUUAAUAUUUCAUGUGGUUUUAUGGGAAUUAGUUUUUUUUUAUACAAGAACAGAUGAAACCUCUUGUUAAUAAUUUAAUAUUUUAUAGUGUAAUAGACUAUAGAUAUUAGAAAAUGAUAUGUAUACAAGCAUUGUACUCGAAUUUAACUCAUCUGAAACGAAACACAUUCUAUGCAUUAGUAAUUAACCCUCCAAGAUAUAUCAUGUCAAACAUCAGGUUGAUCUGGUACAUGUGAUGCAUAAAUAUUUAAUUAAAGUUUAUUUUAAUAGAA